Scheffersomyces amazonensis is the source of this 2540-nucleotide messenger RNA. RefSeq names its product Rcy1p (gene RCY1). Gene Ontology annotation, cellular component: exocyst; cytoplasm. NCBI's taxonomy places the organism in Eukaryota, Fungi, Ascomycota, Pichiomycetes, Serinales, Debaryomycetaceae. Gene Ontology annotation, molecular function: protein binding. The transcript has a single exon. Bases 56 to 2428 code for a protein of 790 amino acids. The record is from RefSeq and is a predicted model, not a curated record. Gene Ontology annotation, biological process: Golgi to plasma membrane transport; exocytosis.
CCACUAUUCACUAUUCACUAUUCACUAUUAGCACUACCACCACCACCACCACCAAAUGUCUAACGUUAUAUGGAACGCAGACAUUGAUGUAUAUAAUGCAUCGGUAAUUCCUAUACCGGUGGCCGAGAAUAUCGCUAAGUAUCUACCUAUACCAGAUUUAGUAUCAUUUUCUCAAGUACUGAAGAAUACUUACCGAGCCGUCAAAAAUCCUAAACUAUGGAUAUCGAAACUUAAAAGUAUGGAUGUUUGGGAUAAAGCAAGUUCUAAAAAUGAAGUCAAUACUGAAUUGGCUUUAAAACAAUUAGAAAGUCCCUUAUUAUGUUUAGAUAGUGUAUUUAAAUCCGCUAAAUUAGCCAAAUUACAAGUAUUAAAGAUUCAUAAUAGUAUAUGGCCAUAUUAUAGUGAUUUAUUAAGUAAUAAACCAUUUGAUAAACUUCAAAUAUUUAAGGAUUUCCAAACUCCAGAGGAUCAAGCUAAGAUUCUUACGAAUAUUCUUACUUUUAAUAAGAUUGAUUAUAUAGAAGCUUCAAGUCGUCUAGUAGAAGAGAAGGUCAAUUCAUUAUUUGAAAUAUUUGAAAAUGCUUUACUUCGAGAACUUGAAAUUCAUUAUGAUUUACAGGAUUAUGAUAAGGCAAGAAGAUUUGUAUUGAUUCUUAUUAUGCUUAAGAGUGAUCAAACUUUAAUUGACUUUUUCUUACAAAAGAGUAUCUUUGAUCGAGAGGAAAGUGAUGUAUUCAAUCUUGAAUCGUUUGAUCCUAAUAAAUACUAUAAAGAUAAUAAAUUGGGAAUAGCAGAAAUCGAUUCGGUGGCAUUUGAUCAGCUAGUGAGUGAUAUAGCUGAAGCUUUCAAUCAUCAAUCAAAUGUUAUAGAUAUGAUCUUUCCUCAAUCAGUACCAAUAAUGUAUAAAGUAUGUGAAGAAUUAAUAUCUAAUCAAAUGACAGAACUUAUGCUUACAUUGAUUGAGAAUCUGAAACUGAGAGGACUCUAUAUUAGUCUUAUACCUGAUUUGUAUGAACGAAUGACAUCAGAUAUGAUACCUCAAUUGAGUGAUUCACUUAAUAUUGGAGAACCAUAUAAGCAACUCGUUAAGGAAUUACUUGAUAUGAUGUUUGAAUCAAUUAUUGCUGAGUAUAUUCGAGAAGUGAUUCUGACAUUCAAGACUGCUACAUCCAAUAAAAUAACUGAAUGGAAAGAUUCUAUAUCGAAACGAGAAAAGGAGACAUCUCAAAAUAUCUUAAAGAUGGUUAAAGCCGAGACCAAGAAUGAUUUCUUGACUAGUUUUAAGAAGGUGUUUAUCAUUAGUAAUCUGCUGGAAAAGUCCAAAAAGGAUGAUGAAGAUAAUUAUUCAGAAAUACAGGCCAAAGCCAAGAUCCUUUCCGAGAAUAUUAAAUCUCUUACUAAAAGCUUUAGUCCAGAACUUGUUCUAGAGACACUUAAUGAUGCUAAGACUACCCUUCAUAGACUCUUGAAAUUCCAAUAUUAUUCUAUAGCCUCAUUAAGAAAUGAUAUCUUUGCGGCUAUGCAAGAUAUCUUUAUAGAUGUAAUUGAAGAUAUUGGUCAGGGUCAUUUACGUCCUGGGUUUGAUAAGGCUCUUCAAUACUUACAGACAUAUAAUCCGAAUUCUCCAACAUAUACAGAGUCACAUAACGAAACAUUUGUUGAACCAUUAGUCCUAUUCUGUGAUAUGAUUACUAUGGCUGAUUUAAUCAUUCAAAUGAUUGAUAUUUUCUAUAAAGAAGAAAUGCUUAAUCGACAUAUCAUUAAGAAUGAGAACUCGAUAUUGAAUCCAUCCCUUCAGAACAAAAAGAAAUUAGAAGGGUUAGUAGAUAAGUAUGUUGCGGAUGGACUCAAUAUCGGGUUAGAAGUCUUAGUGAAUGAAAUCGAUGUAAUAUUUAAAACAAAAUUAGUCAGUGCUGAGUAUAAUCCUCCACCUAAUGAGGCUUCAUCCUUUGGCCCGACAGACGCAGCUCAAAAGGCAAUAGAUGUAUUGGACUAUAAUAUGGGAUUAAUAGUCGAUAGUGCAGACAAGUCAGUGAUAGAAGUAUUCCAUCAAGAAAUUGCCGAACGAUUCUUUCAAAUCAUUGUUAAAACAUUAAAGAAAAGUACUAUCUCCGUGACGGGAGCUACUAGGUUGAUUUCGGACUUAAACCUCUAUUAUGAAUUUAUAAAUUCUCAUAUUAAAACCAAUAAGAGGAUGGUUUUACCAUUCUAUGAAGCUUUAAAGAAAUUAGGCAAUGUGUACUUAAUCAGUGGUGAUGAUUCUAAAGCUAUUGGGAAAUUAGUUAGUGAUCUUUCUAAAUUUAAUGGGAUUUUCGGACAAGAAGAGAUUUACGAAUUUGUACAACGACGGGAGGAUUGGCCCAUAAUUCGAAAACAUGUAGAGAAAGUUAUGUAUGGUUUUGGAUUAGGUGACUGUACCAUUGUAUAGAUUAGACACAUAUAUAGAAACUAUUUCUUACUCACUUACUUAUAUGGCUGUGCGCGUGACCAGAAAUCACGGGGCCCGAUAUGGCAUACAAAAUUUUCCUUAAUUCAUCUUA